This is a messenger RNA of Peronospora farinosa, 1881 nucleotides long. The record is from the annotation of a GenBank genome assembly. Lineage: Eukaryota; Oomycota; Peronosporomycetes; Peronosporales; Peronosporaceae.
AUGUCGGACAAACUUACGCGAAUUGCCAUUGUAAGCACAGACAAGUGCAAACCAAAAAAAUGCCGCCAGGAAUGCAAAAAGUCCUGCCCCGUCGUGCGCAUGGGCAAACUUUGCAUUGAAGUAGGUCCCAAGAGCAAAGUGGCCUUUAUUUCAGAGCAGCUCUGUAUUGGUUGUGGUAUCUGCGUCAAAAAGUGCCCAUUUGAGGCUAUUACUGUCAUCAAUUUACCCAAAGACCUGGAGAACAAUACGACGCAUCGCUAUGGUGCUAACACGUUCAAACUCCACCGUCUACCCAUGCCCCGUCCAGGUCAGGUACUGGGUCUGGUCGGUACAAAUGGUAUUGGCAAGUCUACGGCGCUUCGUAUCUUGGCAGGCAAGCUUAAGCCGAAUCUGGGUAAGUUUGACGCCCCACCUGAGUGGCAGGAGAUCCUCACCCACUUUCGUGGCUCGGAGCUGCAGAACUAUUUCACGCGCAUCUUGGAGGACAAUCUAAAGGCAAUUACUAAGCCACAGUAUGUGGACAAGAUCCCUAAGGCUGUCAAAGGUACAGUGCAUGCCAUUCUGUCUGCUCGUUGCGAGAAGCAGGAGAAGCUCGACCAUUUCCUGAAGGAACUGGAUUUGUCGCAUGUUCAAGACCGUGAGAUUGAAAAUCUGUCGGGUGGUGAGCUACAGCGUUUUGCCAUCGCUGUCGUGGCGGUGCAAAAGGCCGACAUCUACAUGUUUGAUGAGCCUUCGUCGUAUCUGGAUGUGCGUCAGCGUCUCAAGGCCGCUCUCGUGAUCCGCUCCAUGAUAGACGACAAUGGACGCUCGUACGUGAUCUGUGUCGAGCACGAUUUGAGUGUGCUGGACUACCUGUCCGACUUUAUCUGCGUGCUAUACGGUACACCGUCGGCCUAUGGUGUAGUUACUAUGCCCUUCGGUGUGCGUGAAGGUAUCAACAUUUUUCUCGCUGGUUUCGUGCCCACGGAAAACUUGCGUUUCCGUACAGAGGAGCUGACGUUCAAAGUCUCGCAGAACGCCGAUGAAUUUGGCACCGGCGAGGGUGAUGCCAACUCUUUCAACUACCCGGCGAUGACGAAGACGAUGUACAAGAAAAAGAAGGACACUGCUUUUAAACUGCACGUCGAAGCUGGCGAUUUUACCAACUCCGAGAUUAUCUGUAUGCUUGGUGAGAACGGUACGGGUAAGACUACAUUUAUUCGAAUGUUAGCUGGUCUACUCAAGUCGGACGAGAUGGAGGCUGCCGAAGAGUCUGGUGACGAUGAAGCAAUAUCGAACUGCGCUUUACGUUAUGACUCAUCCACGAUUAGUUACAAGCCUCAAAAGAUUGCGCCGAAGUUCCAGGGCACAGUGCGUGAGCUGCUGCACCGCCGUAUCCGUGAGGCCAUUGUGCACCCGCAGUUUGCGACGGAUGUGACGAAGCCGCUGAACCUCGACAACAUUAUUGAUCAGGCUGUACCCCAUUUGUCUGGUGGUGAGCUGCAGCGAGUGGCCAUUAUCUUGUGUCUGGGCAAGCCCGCGGAUAUUUACUUGAUCGAUGAGCCGUCUGCCUACCUGGAUUCCGAGCAGCGUAUUUUGGCUGCUAAGGUUAUCAAGCGCUUCAUUUUACACGCUAAGAAGACGGCGUUUGUCGUGGAACACGACUUUAUCAUGGCCACGUACCUGGCCGACCGCGUGGUAGUCUACGACGGCAACCCAGGUAUUGAAUGUACGGCACACGCUCCUCAGGGUCUGUUGACGGGUAUGAACACGUUUUUAAAGCAGCUUGAGAUCACGUUCCGACGGGACCCUACGAAUUACCGCCCGCGUAUCAACAAGUACGGCUCCGUUAAGGAUGUUGAGCAAAAGACUUCGGGUAACUUCUUCUUCAUGGACGACUAA